Molecule: messenger RNA, 1076 nt
Organism: Centruroides sculpturatus (bark scorpion)
Lineage: Eukaryota; Metazoa; Arthropoda; Arachnida; Scorpiones; Buthidae
Exons: 2
Coding region: 159-884 (241 amino acids)
Biological process (GO): peptide catabolic process; proteolysis
Cellular component (GO): cytoplasm
Molecular function (GO): peptide binding; metalloaminopeptidase activity; zinc ion binding
Source: RefSeq, a predicted model, not a curated record
UUUUGAAAUAACUGAAUUCUCGUUAACGGUAAUUUUGAUUUGUUUAUUUUAAAUAUAUAAAUAUAUAUAUUCCUUAGACGAUAAGAUUACAAUAAUUACAAUUGUAAUACAGAAGAAAACUAUUUUUUACUAUACGGUUGUUUGUAAAGAGAAGGAAUAUGAGCACGAACGAAGACAAUACUCAAGUAGAUGCUGUUACUAAUAACGAAGUACAGUCCGACUUAAAUCCUAACGAAUUGAAUUUAGAAAAAGAAUUAGAAGAAAGUGAAAAAACGAAAAAGGUAGAAAACGAGGAGACGAAACACGAGAUAGGAGCAUCUCCGAAAACCAAGAAAAGAAAGAAAAAGAAUAUCCAUAACGUCGAAACGAGGGACUUUAUAAACAGGAAUUUGGUGUAUAUAUACACUUCUUUCUUCUUUUCGUUUAUUAUACUAUUAAGUAUUCUAUUGGUCUCGGGAGUACUCGAUUUAUUUUAUGAUUCCACUGAAGUAUUUCAAGAUUGCAAACGUUUACCCACCUCAGUUGCUCCCGAAAAUUACGCUUUGGAAAUGAAAGUUGAUCUGGAUGAGACUAUUUUGGGUUUCAGUGGCACAGUCAAUAUCAGUAUCUUGUGCAUAGAAGCGACCGAUGUGGUGGUUCUUAAUUCCAACCGUUUAAAAAUACACGAUAAAAGCAUUUCGUUGAAGGAUAAAGAUUCGAAUACUUUCAUCGAAAUUCGAAGUGUUUACGAAAGAGACCAGUUUCUUAGUCUAGAACUCGGCAAGAAAUUGAAGGUUGGAGGAAAAUAUCAAAUUUAUAUCAAGUACGAAGGCAUGUUAAGUAAAAGAGGACUAGGAUUUUUUGCAGUUCCGUUACAAAGAUCCGAUGGUAAUGUUCAGUUGUAAGUAUUCUACGACUUUUCCAUUUUCUAAAUUAAAACGUAUAGAGUUUAAAUAUAUUUAAACGACGAAAUAAUUAGUUAUCAUUAGACCUAAUUGCAUUAUUACACAGAAGUUAGUUAAUCCCAGAUAAUCCGGAAUUAUCCGAUAAUACUCCGGUAUGAAACUAUUGAAUACUAAUACAGUCGCCCUCUUAUA